Messenger RNA from Ictalurus punctatus (channel catfish), 1626 nucleotides. RefSeq names its product mitochondrial translational release factor 1-like (gene mtrf1l). The transcript has 8 exons. Lineage: Eukaryota; Metazoa; Chordata; Actinopteri; Siluriformes; Ictaluridae. The record is from RefSeq and is a predicted model, not a curated record. Bases 138 to 1466 code for a protein of 442 amino acids. Gene Ontology annotation, biological process: translational termination. Gene Ontology annotation, molecular function: translation release factor activity.
UUUAUUUUGAAAUAAUAAGGAAAUAAGAACAUGACCUGGUGGUUGUCGUCCUGUAAUGAGAAAGCGUGGUAGGUUUGGAGCCAGAAAUGUCCUGAUAUGUCGCUUAAACAGUAAACACCAUUAGAUAUAUUGUCGCCAUGGCUGUAGCUUGUUUCACUAAGCAGCUGCUCAGGUGCGUUGUGUUUAAACCAAUAGGAAAGCGCGCGAGAGCGGCUGUUAGAACUGUGUCUACUCACGCGCUCAGACACCUGACGCACAGCCGUGCGCGUGAAACCCCGGUUUACCGAGUCUCGAGAUGCUGCAGAGACUUUCAUACAACAAACUCAGCAAUGGUGGCAAAGAUCAUGACGGCGGAUGAGAUGUUUUCCACAAAAUCCCUGCAGGACUACCUGAGGACACUGCAAACUGAAUAUAACGAGUGUCUGCGAGAUGUCAACUCCACAGAGCUGCAAACAGAUGACGAGGAGGAGUUGAGAGCAAAAAGGAGAAAGGUGACUGCUUUAGAGCCUCUGGUCCAAAAAAUCAGGGACCUGGAAUCAAAACAGAGGGAUUUUGAGGAGACCGAGUCAUUACUGAAAGAAAAUGACCCUGAGUUGCGCGAGCUUGCAGAGACAGAGAGGGAGCACUGCCUGGCAUCCAUUCAAGAAAUGAAACAAACGAUUCUGUCUCUUCUCGUCCCUGAGGAAGAAUCAGACAUGAGCGAUCUGAUCCUAGAGGUCACUGCUGGAGUUGGAGGUCAAGAGGCCAUGCUUUUUACAGCAGAGAUAUUUGACAUGUAUCAGAACUAUGCUGGUUUCCAUGGCUGGGGCUUUGAUACACUGGAGUACAUGCCAAGUGACAUAGGGGGUGUACGACAUGCCGCAGCCAGCAUCAGUGGUCCACUGAGCUACAAGAAGAUGAAGUUUGAAGCAGGCGUGCAUCGGGUCCAGAGAGUCCCGAAGACAGAGAAACAAGGCCGCAUGCACACCAGCACUAUGACCGUGGUAAUAUUGCCACAGCCUGCAGAGAUCUCCUUCACUAUUAACCCCAAAGACCUGAGGAUUGAAACGAAAAGAGCCAGCGGAGCCGGAGGACAACACGUUAACACGACUGACAGCGCUGUAAGGAUCGUCCAUUUACCAACAGGCACAGUGGCUGAGUGUCAGCAGGAGCGCUCCCAGAUCAAAAACAAAGAGAAGGCCAUGAAGCUGCUACGGGCCAAGCUCUACAGCGCAAAGCUGGAGGAGGAGACGAGUAAGAGAUACCAGGCCCGCAAACUCCAGGUGUUCCCAGGCCAGCCGGGAGAUAUAAUCCCUCCAGCGUGUCCUGGGUUGGUCUCGGGGUCUCUGCCCAGUGGGGUGUGCCUGGUAGAGCUGCACAGGCAUCCUCCUGGGUGGCAUCCUUACCAGAUGCCCAGACCACCUCAACUGGCUUCUCGCUAUCUGGAGAAGUGGCGACUCUACUACGAGGCUUUCCUGGAUUACUGAACUUCUCAACCUAUCCCUAAGGAUUGGCACCAAAGGCAGAUCAGAAAAAAUCAGGACCUACAACUUUGCUCAAGAUCGGGUCACUGACCAUCGGAUUGGGAAAACUCUGCAUGACGUACAUGGAUUUUUAUUAGGGGAGGAGCUGCUGGAUGAGAUGAGC